AUGUCUGGGAAAAGUGGCCUUUUGGAUCAGCUAUUAAUUGAGGACAUUGCACGCAACUGUCCACAGGAAUAUCUUGCAUUCCACCAGUGUAUGGGUAGGUCCACCCCAGAUGAGAAUAACUGUGCCUUACAGCAAUAUAAUCUCGCUGGGUGCAUAAAGAAGCUGGUACCUGCUUUCCAGCGGAUUCAAAGCAUCUGCGCCGGGAAGCUCCAGGCGUACGAAGCGUGCUUGAGAACCAGUGGAAGCAAAAAGAAAUGUGAAUUUGAACUAAAGGACUUGAGAGACUGUGCCUCCGGAUCAUUGAACUGA
Molecule: messenger RNA, 309 nt
Organism: Dujonia railenensis
Lineage: Eukaryota; Fungi; Ascomycota; Pichiomycetes; Serinales; Debaryomycetaceae
Source: the annotation of a GenBank genome assembly